CUUAAGAAACAUUAGGCUAUGCUAACAUAGGAAGAGGUGUGGCUAGGCUACUAGAGAGAGAGAGAGAGAUUAGGAUAAGGCAGACUUUUUAGGCCGUGGGCACAUUUGGAAAUUUUCCUGAGCACCACCACAACAUGGCUACCAUGGGAGGUGUGUCAAAGCACAUAUGACCUGCUGGGAACAAAACAGUGUGGGGUCAGAGCCCAAGCCAGUCCUUUGAACCCACACUUUUCAUCUACAACAGAAAGCCAUUUCACAGCCAUCCCAGCUACUGGCGAAAAUGCAGGAAGCGGAUCUAGUUGCAAAAAUGCUUCGAGCUGUUCUCCAGUCCCAUAAAAAUGGAGUACCCUUUUCGCGUUUGCAAGGCGAAUAUAAAUCUUUAACUGGAGACUGGAUUCCUUUUAAGCAGCUGGGACAUCCUACUCUAGAAGGAUAUAUAAAGAGCAUUCCUGGAGUUGUUAGGAUUGAAAUUGGUAAAUCUGGUGAGCAGGUGAUCUGCCAUGCUGUUGUUUGCCAAGAGACUGCAAGAAUUGCUCAGCUUGUAGCCUGCCAGAGAACUUCCAAAAGAAAAUCAAGCCGGCAAGUGAACUGCAGGAUGAGACUGAAAAAAACUGCUCCACUCACCUCAGUAGGCAAGCCAAAGGGCACCUUGAGGAAGCCAGGAUUCAUGAAUUUUGCAGAGGAAAGCAAGAGGCCUGCAGCCCCACUACUGAGAAGCAAAGGAGGUUAUGCAGCAGUUAGACCUACAUCACCAUAUCCCAUGCCGUCAGAAUUUGGGAUGGCUGCACCCAAAGAAGUCUUAAUGCAAGGACACAUGACUGUGAUGAGCAGGCCUGAGAAACGACUAGUGCUUCCACCACGGUUUCAGAGGGAGCUUCAAGUUCAUUUAUCAAGAAACUUGUCCUUGGAUGUGAAUGAAAAUAUGAAAGAAACAAGGCAGUUUAUGCAACCUCCCUCUUCUUAUCCUUCAAAUACCAAUAUAAAUGAAGUUCAGAAACGAAUUAAAGAGAUUGUGGAUCGCUUCAGCAAUGGAAUUUGGUUAUCGAAGAUACCACAUUUGUACAGAGAGGCCUAUGAAGAGGACUUGAAUACAGCCUUGCUCCCACAGUUUGAAUACUGGCCUCAUGUUUGUGUGGCAGAGAAGGUAUGUUCUGGUGGCCAUAGAGAUAUACUUCUCUACCCUGCUGGAAAACCGCAUCAUUCCCUAAAGGGUGUCUCAAGCCAAGAAGGAAGGCCUCAGCCUCCAGUAAUAAGACAGAGCUCUGAAACCAAAACAGCUGUACCCCCUGGGGACUUGAAGCAGAGAAUUGCAGCCAUCUUGUUGAAAUAUUCCAGUGGCCUUUGGGCUAAUGCACUCCCAAAGGUCUACGAAGACACGUACAAAGCAACUUUGCCUCAGGAUCUUCUGAACAACCUUGACUCGCUCUCGGAUGUAUGUUCAGUGGAUUACAUAUCCGGCAAUCCCAAAAAGGCAAUCCUUUAUGCAAAGUCAAAGCAGCACAUCAAUGAAAACCGGAAUGUUAAUGCCAAAGACCACAGUCAUGGCAAUCUGCAGAGACCAGUGGAGCAGCAGCACACUAUGAUAAUGCGGGAGUCCCAAGAGGAGCAUGUAGAGGAUAUAACGGUGCCUCCUUUAAUUGUCCCUGUAGAAGCCUCACCAUCUGUGUUGGUAGUGGAACUGAGCUCCACAAAUGAAGUUGUUGUCAGAUAUGUGGGCAAAGACUAUUCUGCUGCUCAGGAAUUAAUGGAAGAUGAGAUGAAGAAUUGGUACUCUCAGAAUCCGUCAGUUGUGCAGAUACAGUCUCCUAAAGUUGGACAGAUUGUUGCUGUGCCUGCAGAAGAAGAUGCUUGGCUACGGGCACAGAUUGUUUCAACACAAGGCAAUCAAAUAAAGGUGUGCUACGUUGAUUAUGGCUUUAGUGAAAUCAUUGAAAAUACCAGAGUAUACAGACUUGCCAAACAUUUCUAUUCACUACCAUUCCAAGCUACAAAAUGUAAACUAGCAGGGUUAGAAGCCUUCAGUGAUGACCCUGUCUUGGUGAAGAUGGUGGAAUCUCAAUUCUGUGGCAAGAUAUUUGCUGUUGAAAUAGUAGAGAAAGGUGACAUUCCACUUGUUGUCCUGUAUGAUACUUCAGGAGAGGAUGACAUCAACAUAAAUUCUGCUUGCUUGAAGGCACUUUGCGAUAAAUCUCUUGAGCUUCAUCUUCAGGUAGAUGCACUCUAUACAAAUGUCCGAGUAACCAAUGUUUGUUCUGAUGGAACCUUAUACUGCCAAGUGCCAUCAAAGGGCCUAACCAAGCUGUCAGAAGCUUUGCAGAAACUAGAAAGCUACUUACACCACAAGCAGGUAACGGAGUGUUCAGUGUCACUUCCUUACUGUGGCAUGAUCUGUUUGCUUAACUGUAAAGGAAAAUGGGCACGUGUGGAGAUAACAAGUGUUCAUAGUAGCCGUGCUCUUGAUGUACAAUUUAUGGAUACUGGAACUGUGGCAUCUGUCAAAGUAGCAGAACUGAGAGAGAUUCCUUCAAAAUUCCUGCGCGAAAUCAUUGCAAUACCACCUCAGGCAAUAAAAUGCUGCUUGGCUGACCUUCCUCUUAAUAUUGGCAUGUGGACUCCAGAUGCUGUACUUUGGCUGAGGGAUACAGUACUAAAUUGCCCCGACUGCAGCAUAAAGGUUGUUAAACUGGAUGAAAGGAUUGCACACAUCUAUUUAUUUACGCCAAAGAACUUCCCAGACCCAGACCGGAGUAUAAAUAGGCAGAUCACUAAUGCAGACUUGUGGAAGCACCAGAAGGAUGUCUUUCUGAGUGUGUCGCCCAGCAAUAUCCCUGGCAAGGGAGAAACAGACUCAACUGAGCUGGCAAGCUUGGGUGUCAGGAGGGGUUUCAGCAGUUCUGCCGAGCCAAACAAUGUUGCAGCAGCCUCGACCGUGCCUCCACCUCUGCCACUGGCCCAACUGUAUGAGCAAAUGGAUGUCUUUGUCUCACUGGCCUGCCACCCUGGCUACUUUGUCCUCCAGUCCUGGCAAGAGAUGCACAAUUUAGAAGUUCUGGUGGAAGAGAUGCUUUUGUACUAUAGCACAGCAGAUGAGCGACCUAUUGCUGUUGAAAAGAACAAGCUGUAUGCUGCAAAAGUGAAAAACAAGUGGCACAGGGUGUUAAUAAAAGGAGUGUUAGCAAAUGGAUUGGUGUCGGUGUAUGAGCUGGACUAUGGUAAACACGAGCUUGUCGGCAUCCAGAAUGUCAGGCCUUUGUUGGAUGUGUUCAGAAAGCUGCCAUUUCAGGCCAUAACAGCCCAACUUGCAGGAGUAGAGUGGCAGCAGUGGUCAGAGGAGGCAUCCAUAGUCUUUCGAAAUCACGUUGAGAAGAAAGCUUUGGUGGCACAAGUUCAAGCAGUUAUUGAUGGAGCUAACCCAUGGGACCGAAAAGUAGUUGUUUACUUAGUUGACACAUCUCUUCCAGACACUGAUAUUUGGAUUCAUGAUAUUAUGACUCAGUAUUGUAUGGAGAUUGCAAAAGCAAACUAAUCGUUAAAUAAAACCCUCCAGCAAUAAGAAUAUGAAUGUUAACAUAGCUGUGACUAAAAUUUUUGGUUUAUUUCUGAUUUUUGCACUGUUUAAUGCUAGAAGGUUAUCUAUAUAAAUAAAUCAUUUAACUUAC
This is a messenger RNA of Varanus komodoensis (Komodo dragon), 3659 nucleotides long. It is a transcript of the gene TDRD7, whose product is annotated as tudor domain containing 7. The transcript is spliced from 17 exons. The coding region runs from base 281 to 3526 and encodes 1081 amino acids. Lineage: Eukaryota; Metazoa; Chordata; Lepidosauria; Squamata; Varanidae. Gene Ontology annotation, biological process: lens morphogenesis in camera-type eye; lens fiber cell differentiation; spermatogenesis. The record is from RefSeq and is a predicted model, not a curated record.